AUGGCGCAGGGUGAAGCUACACCAGAAACAGCGGAUCAGUUCGCCUUGAGGAUGAUAACCACCGUGUCGUCCGGGUUCGUAUCCCUGGGGAUCGCCGUGGGAGCCCGUACGGGACUGAUCGCACAGCUCGCCGAAGCGGACGGUCCCGAGACAGCCGUGCAAAUAGCAGAGAAGGCAAACAUGAAGGAACGGUAUGUCCGAGAGUGGUUGGCCGUCAUGGCGACCGCUCGGAUUGUUGACUACGACAAGGAGACGGGGACCUACUACUUACCCAAGCACAGAGUCGGCGUGCCGUAUUCAGCCUACCCCGACUUUCACGGGUGGAUGGCAAGCGUCAGGAUACACCAACACAAGAACCUCGUGAGCAAAGUUGUACCUACGGUCCCUGGACUUGGAGAAGCACUCGAGGCUGGCAUCAGAGUCCUUGAUGCUGGAUGCGGCAGAGGCAUCGCGAUUACAAGCCUGGCCCAGCACUUCCCAAAAAGCACCUUCAACGGUACCGACCUCAGCGAGGAGGUCAUCCAAUGGGCGAGCGAGGAAGGCAAGCAGCGCGGAUUGGCCCACGUCACGUUCCAGGCAGACCCAGAUAUGGCCUUGCGGGAAAUUUUCCGCAUGGUCAAGCCAGGGGGGCAGUUCUCCAUGGUUGACAUCAAGGGGCAUUCUGAACUAGAGGACAACAUGGGUAACCCCGUUGCUUCUCUCCUGUACGGGGCCAGCCUGUUCCACUGUAUGCCGGUGUCACUGUACUUCGGUGGGAAGGGCCUGGGUACCGUGUGGGGACAGGAGUUAGCGGGGCAGAUGUUACUGGAGGCGGGGUUCACUAACGUACGGGCGCUAGAUGUUCCGCAGAGUCCGGUCGAGAUUCACUUCUUGUGCAACAAGCCCUAAAAGUUCGGAGCUAACGUGCUAACUUAAGGUGGGCGUUUUACUAUACUACUUGGUGGCGAAAACCGGCUCCAACCGCCGCCAUUUUUUUGCCUGAAUUGGAAAUGUUUAAAGAAAAUUGUGAAAAUUUA
Messenger RNA from Branchiostoma floridae (Florida lancelet), 1016 nucleotides. RefSeq lists its product as uncharacterized. The record is from RefSeq and is a predicted model, not a curated record. Bases 1 to 888 code for a protein of 295 amino acids. NCBI's taxonomy places the organism in Eukaryota, Metazoa, Chordata, Leptocardii, Amphioxiformes, Branchiostomatidae. The transcript is spliced from 5 exons.